Alosa sapidissima (American shad) is the source of this 3687-nucleotide messenger RNA. Its product is annotated as transmembrane channel-like protein 2-A. The record is from RefSeq and is a predicted model, not a curated record. The coding region runs from base 171 to 2537 and encodes 788 amino acids. Gene Ontology annotation, biological process: vestibular reflex; detection of mechanical stimulus involved in sensory perception of sound. Gene Ontology annotation, cellular component: plasma membrane. The transcript has 17 exons. Gene Ontology annotation, molecular function: mechanosensitive monoatomic ion channel activity. NCBI's taxonomy places the organism in Eukaryota, Metazoa, Chordata, Actinopteri, Clupeiformes, Clupeidae.
AGAUGCCUUCACGUUCUAAAUGUGUUGCUCUUCAGAAAAUACGUUUUUUUUUCAAGUGAUUUGGGAUUUUGUGCCAGCAAGCAGGUGACAUGUUCGCUCUCUGUAAGUUUUGCACACUCUUUUGUGUGUGAGGUCAUUAAGCGUCGUCAUGGCGACUGGGAGUCGGUAACAUGAUGGCAGAACUGAGCCCUGAGGUGCCUCACCGAAAUUCCAGAACAGAUCAUCAGAGAAACGACACAGAAUGCCGCGAAGAGAAACAGCAAGGAAAUUGGAGGAUGCUGACCAUGCACUGGUAUGUUCUGUGUUCCGCUAACCUGACUGCAGUGGGAAUAGAUAUUGACGGUGAAGUGGAAACCGGGAGUGAGGAGGACACCAAGCCCAAGGCCAAUGGUAGAGGAAGGCAAGCCGCGGGCAGAAGGGGCAAAAGAGCGAUGGAGAGCGAAGAUGCAGAGGAUGAUGAAGACAAAGAGGACGAAGCUCCUCGGAACAAACGAGCGGCCAACAGGAGGAAGGCGGGAAAGAAAGCCAAGGACACUGAGGACGAAAGCGAAGGGGAGUCCAAGGCAGGGGGCAGAGGGAGGAACAAGAAGGGGGGAGGGAAAAAAGGGAAGGAGGAGCAGAAGGGCAAAGGGAAAGGAAAAGACGAUGAUAAAGAGGAGCAGAAGGGCAAAGUGAAAGGAAAAGGGAAAGACGAUGAUAAAAAGAAGAAGAAAGGCAAAGGAAGCAGCUCGGACUCCAAGACCGAUUCUGAAGAGGAGGAGUCCAUGUCCGAAGGAGAGUUGGCCCGACUCACGGAGGAGGUGGAGGAGAAGAAGAAGCUCAUUGCCAACAUCAGAACCAAGCCAUGGCGGAUGAGACGCCGCCUGACAGUUCUCAAAGAGUCCCAGGAGUUUGUAGACAAAUUUGAAGGUGCUCUGGGGGGGAAGGGCAAAGGAAGAGCAUGGUUUGCCUACAAAGUGAUGAUGAAGAAGAAAUGGAUCAAGUUUCAGAGAGAUUUUGAAAAUUUCAGGACAUCCUGCAUACCAUGGGAAAGGAAGAUCAAAGAAGUGGAAAGUCACUUUGGGUCAUCGGUGGCCUCCUACUUCAUAUUCUUGCGGUGGAUGUACGGUCUGAACCUGGUGCUCUUCAGCUUAAUGUUUGGGCUUGUGGUCAUCCCCGAGGUUCUAAUGGGGCUACCAUAUGGAUCCAUACCUCGGAAAACAGUACCUAGAGCUGAACAGCCUACGGCUAUGGAUUACUCUGUUCUUAUGGACUUCAAUGGUUACUGCAAAUACUCAGUGCUUUUCUAUGGGUACUACAAUGACCAGAGGACCGUUGGGCCUCUGAAAUUCCGACUGCCACUCUCUUAUCUAUUGGUAGGGAUUGGAAUCUUCGGCUACAGCCUCAUGGUUGUCAUUAGAACAAUGGCUAAAAAUCAGGAUGUCGGCGGCGGGGAUGAUGCGGAUAGUGAGUUCACUUUUUCCUGGAAGAUGUUCACCAGCUGGGAUUACCUUAUCGGGAAUCCUGAGACAGCGGAUAACAAAUACGCCUCAGUCACCACAAGCUUCAAGGAGUCCAUCGUGGACGAGCAAGAGAACCAGAAAGAUGAGAACAUCCACCUGCGGAGGUUCCUGCGGGUGCUGGCGAACUUCAUGAUCACCUGCAUCCUGGGAGGCAGCGGCUACCUCAUCUUCUUUGCGGUCUCGCGGUCACAGGAGUUUGCCAACAGGGAUGACAUUGGGUGGUACGAGAAAAAUGAGGUUGAGAUCAUCAUGUCUUUACUGGGCCUGGUCUGCCCUCCAUUGUUUGAAACCAUUGCUGAGCUAGAGGAAUACCAUCCCCGUAUUGCCCUCAAAUGGCAACUCGGUCGCAUAUUUGCCCUCUUCCUAGGCAACCUCUACACCUUCCUCUUUGCUCUGUUUGACGAGGUCAACAACAAGCUUGAGGAGGAAGUACACAUUAAGAAUAACUCAGUUUGGUUCCUGAAGGAGUACCUAGCCAACUUCUCCAUGUACAACAACGACUCUGAGGCCACGGCUCCGCCCAUCAACCCUGCUGAUGCCAUCCGCGGACCGUGUUGGGAGACUAGCGUUGGACUUGAGUUUGUGAAGCUGACUGUUUCAGACAUCCAGGUGACCUACCUGACUAUUCUCAUAGGUGACUUCCUACGGGCCUUCAUUGUGAGGUUUCUCAACUACUGCUGGUGCUGGGACCUGGAGGCAGGAUUUCCAUCAUAUGGAGAGUUUGAUAUCAGUGGCAAUGUCCUGGGGCUGGUCUUCAAUCAAGGAAUGAUCUGGAUGGGUGCAUUUUACGCCCCUGGUUUGGUGGGCAUCAACGUCUUACGUCUGCUGAGCUCCAUGUACUACCAGUGCUGGGCUGUGAUGUGCUGUAACGUGCCCCACGAGAGAGUCUUCAAGGCCUCCAAGUCCAACAACUUCUACAUGGGCCUCCUCCUCCUCAUUCUCUUCCUCAGCCUGCUGCCUGUAGUCUACACCAUCAUGUCUCUGCCGCCCUCCUUUGAUUGUGGUCCUUUCAGUAUUUUCAGAGCUUGUUUGUAAAGUGACCAAAUGGAUUUCAAGGCAGUCCUGUUAGCCUGGGACCAGCUUGACAUACAGUAAUGUAAGUGAGACAUAACCAUAGUAUUUACAUAGGUCUUAGCAGCAUCAACAGUUACGAAUGUGUCUGAAAUGAGCUAUACUUCACUGUAUUCCCCAGCUUUUUAAUGUGUUUUUUAAAAGUGAGUGUAGAGUCUAAAGUCACUCCCAGGUAUUUAAACUCCUCAACAUUUUUUAAACUUUUUCCCAUCUACGUAUAUGUUUGGAAUAGUACUUUGUUUAAAUCUAUUUCGAAAGAACAUGGUGACAGUUUUAUCAGUAUUUAAUGUGAGACAAGAAUUGUUCAGCCACUUUGUAACUUUAGUAAGUGUUUGCGUCAAUUUGAGGGCAACCUGUCCUGGCUCUUUGCCACGUGUAAACAGGACUGUGUCAUCAGCAUACAUCAAAAUCUCCACACAGUCACAUACCGAUGGGAGAUCGUUGAUGUAUGUGCUGAACAAAAGUGGUCCCAAGAUGGAACCUUGCGGUACCCCCAUGGAACAUGCUCUUAAGGAUGAUGUUUUAUCCUUUAUCCUAACACAUUGGGCACGACUUAACAAAUAUGACUCGAUCCAGUCUAGUACACUCGGGGACAACUGAAAGCUAGUUAACUUAGGAGUACACAGUGGUUCACAGUGUCAAAAGCCCUUCGUAGGUCUAAGAACACAGCACCCACUACUCCUCCCUUGUCAAGACUAGCCUUAAUGUGUUUAGUAAAAUAGCUGCAUGCAGUGUCAGUAGAGUGGUUAGCUCUAAAGCCAAACUACAUGGGAUGCAUUCGAUUUUUUGCGUUAAAGUGCGCUAUUAACUACUCUGACACUGUUUUUUCAACCACCUUAGAGAUGGCUGGCAGUAUACUAAUUGGCCUAUAAUUGCUGACAUCCUGUCUAUCCCCUGCUUUAAAGAUAGGAGUUACUAUUGCUGUUUUGAGAGCAUCAGGGAAAAUGUUUGGAUACGUUGACAAAAUUUGAUUUAUUUUGACAUCUAUAUGAUUAAAAUUCAGUAGUAGAUUGUAGAUUUAUUGUCUACAACCUUUAGUUGUUGAGGUUCUAAUGCAUUGCUGCACAAUUCUAAUACAGAAUCAAUAAAAUAAUCAUUAAAACUAUUGGCAAUU